This is a messenger RNA of Xenopus laevis (African clawed frog), 1615 nucleotides long. It is a transcript of the gene mhc1-uaa.L, whose product is annotated as H-2 class I histocompatibility antigen, Q9 alpha chain. Bases 83 to 1138 code for a protein of 351 amino acids. The record is from RefSeq and is a predicted model, not a curated record. Gene Ontology annotation, cellular component: external side of plasma membrane. Gene Ontology annotation, biological process: immune response. The transcript has 7 exons. NCBI's taxonomy places the organism in Eukaryota, Metazoa, Chordata, Amphibia, Anura, Pipidae.
GCAGUGUUAUCUGUGUCAUAGUUGCUUUCUUUGCUGGAUCCAGUGUGUUGUGUGCUGCCUGGCAGCUCUGUAUAACAACAGAAUGGAUUUGCGUCUUGUUCCUAUCCUGCUCACUUUGUGGAUAUCUGCAGUGUAUUCUGGCAGUCACUCCCUGCGCUAUUAUUAUACAGGAGUCUCAGAUCGAACCUUUGGGCUGCCAGAGUGCUCUAUAGUUGGGUAUGUGGAUGAGGCACAGAUUGUUAGAUACAGCAGUGACAAUCAAAAGUUUGAACCUGCUACUCAGUGGAUGAAACAGAAAGAGGGGCCUGAAUACUGGGAGAGAGAAACACAGAAAGCGAAAGGAGAAGAGGCUUGGUUUAAACACAAUGUGAAGGUUGCAAUGGAUCGCUUCAACCAGUCCUCAGGUACCCAUUCCUUACAGAUGAUGUGCGGCUGUGAGCUGCGAGAGGACAACAGUAUCCGGGGGUACAAUCAGUAUGGAUACGAUGGGAAAGAGUUCAUAGCGCUGGAUACAGAGAGAUCGGUGUAUGUACCUACUGUGCGGGAGGCGCAGCUCACUGAGCAGAAGUGGAACAGCCCGGAGGUUAAUAAGCCUGAGAGAGACAAGAAUUACCUGCAGAAUAUCUGUAUCGAGUGGCUGAAGAAAUACUUGUCCUAUGGGCAGGCGGAGCUGGAGCGGAGAGUUCACCCUCAUGUAAGAAUUUCAGAUCACCAAUCAGAUGAUGCCACAGAGCUUCGCUGCCAGGCAUAUGGAUUUUAUCCGAGAGAAAUAGAUGUGAAAUGGGUGAAGAAUGGCAGAGAUGAUGUCCACUCAGAGGCAGCCAAAGAGAUCCUUCCUAACCCUGAUGGCAGCUACCAGCUCAGAGUCACUGCUGAGAUUACACCCAGUGAGGGUGACAGUUAUGCCUGUCACGUGGAGCACAGCAGCCUGAAGGAGAAACUUAUUGUGGUGUGGCCUGGCCCCAAUAAAGAUGGAAACAACAUGGGUAUAAUCAUUGCUGUUGUUGUUGCUGCUGUAGUGGUGAUUGCUGCUGUUGUCGGAUUUGUUUUCUACAAGAAAAGAAAUAAAAAGGCUUACAUGAAAACUGCAAGCGGCGAAACUGCAAGCAACGAAUCUGCUGAUAGUGUUAAAGCUUAAGCAUUUCUUGUUCUAAGAAGAGAGCAGUGAAAGCUCCAGAUGGAGAGGAGACAAGAAAUCUGAUUUUAGCUAUUUGCAUCUGUUAUAAAAUUUAUUUACAUUACAUAACAGGAUUUUUUGCUUUGCUUCAUGCAUCAUUUCUAGUGGGUUAAUAUAACAAUCAAUGCUCAGCAUUCUGGUGUGAUCAUAUUACUUCAAUAUAAGGGUGUAGAUUUAAGUUUUUCUUAAGUGUGUAAGUUCUGAUUGUUUUAGUUGUUUGAAAUGUAACAAUGAAUGUAAUUUGUGUACAAUUGAUCAAAGUCUCAUGUUGCACAAUAUAUGGUGGAAUUAUUUGAUUAAAUUUGCAGGGAUUGAAUAAACCCAAGAAUAAACUAGUUGGUAUAUAUAUAAUUUAUUUUCUAUCCACAAAACACAGCUGUAGUCUUAAUGUCUGUUUGAUAUUUCUUCUAAUAAACUCCAAAUGAAUGUUUCCUACUA